Closterium sp. Naga37s-1 is the source of this 471-nucleotide messenger RNA. The record is from the annotation of a GenBank genome assembly. NCBI's taxonomy places the organism in Eukaryota, Viridiplantae, Streptophyta, Zygnematophyceae, Desmidiales, Closteriaceae.
AUGCAGGAGUUGUCCUGGGUGCCACGGUUGAAGUACAUGCACCCCAUGCACGGGUUCACUCUGUCGCUGCUACACCCGCCCGCUGGUGGGGGACACACACAAGGAGCAGAGGAUGGCAAGCACAGGAGUGGCAAGGAGGAAACAAUUGGGGGGUCCGUGGGGCAGGAAAGGGCAGAGAAGACGAGGAGCAUCGCUGCUGCCAAGGGAGCUGCGGUGUUGCUGGCAGGAGCUGCGGUGUUGCUGGCAGGAGCUGUGGUGUUGCUGGCAGGAGCUGUGGUGUUGCUGGCAGGAUCUGUGGUGUUGCUGGCAGGUGCCGUGGUGUUGCUGGCAGGAGCGGUGGAGUUGUUUGCAGCUGCUGUGGUGUUGCUGGCAGGAGCUGUGGUGUGGUGUUGCUGGCAGGAGCUGUGGUGUUGCUGGCAGGAGCUGUGGUGUUGCUGGCCGGAGCUGUGGUGUUGCUGGGAGGAGCUGUAG